UUGGAGUCCCUUGAUGUCAGUCAACAGCAGCUUUGCCACCACCACCUCUCCUGAUUCUCUUCUCUGCUGCACUUGGCGACCAUAUCGGCCCGGCAGGGAAAGAAAUGCCAACGGGAUGAGGGGAUCGUAGGCCAUGUAAAUACAAAAUGUUUACGAGUUCAUCGACACAUUGACGUGCAGUUUGCUUUUCGAUUAUCGCAGUUAUGGUUCCAAUCGAGUCCCGUCCGUGUGUUUUAUCCAGCACCGUCUCUAGCCUCGGGAAAAUGUACCCGACUAUUGUUAGCAUUUUUUUCGCAAACAAAAGAAGACAUCCGAAAAAACAAUAAAAGAUCUCGACAGAAGGAUCGAUCCAGGUGCCCCCACCUCAUGGAGAAGGUUGGCAAGGUGUGGAGCAACCUUAAGAAGGGAUGUCAAUCUCUGCUCCACACAGAUGGGGGUUCUCGAUUUGAAACGCCACCACAGCUUCAACCGCAAACAGACACAGUAUGCCAGAGUGUGGACAAGGCCCAGGGAGACAACACACUGGAGGCUGCUAGUCCUUCUAGCAGUGUGGCGGCACUCCCUCUAGUAGUAUGGAGGACCGGUGGGAGUGUGACACGACAGGGCCAUAACUGUGUAGUGGAUGUACCCCAGAUACUAGAGAUCACAGUCGAGCAGGAUACCGAAGAUGCUCGUGCUCUCUUGGGAGCCCGCAGAGACUCUUACUCACGUCAUGCACCUUGGAGUGGAAAGAAGAGACACUCAUGUUCCACUAAGGCUCAGAGUUCUCUGGAGACCACAGAUCGGCGAUCAGGCCGGUCUCGGCGCAGACGUGGGACUGGUAGCAGCCGUGAGGAGCUGGAGUCAGGGGCAGCACGUUCCCUACGGCAGCAGAUUCAUGAUACAGUGGGCCUGUGCCUCCCACUGCGCUCAUCCUCUCGGAACAGUCACCUUCCACCACCCAAACGUAAGAUACAAAUCACAGAGCUGAUGCUGGAGACAUGCCCCUUCGCACCAGGAUCAGACCUUGCUCGAAAAUGGCACCUCAUUAAACAGCACACAGCACCAGUCACAAUGACACCAGUAGAUUCAUCCUCAGAUGCUUGCGGUGCUACCUGUGCAUCGCCGGAAGAUGAGGAGGAGCGCUUGAGAGAGAGAAGACGACUCAGCAUCGAGGAGGGUGUUGACCCACCUCCAGAUGCCCAAAUCCACACAGUGGAGGCUAUCACAGCCCCUCUGGCUUCCCUUUAUAAACUGGGACCUAAGUUGGCCCCUGGAAUGGGUGAGGCCCUAGGCGAUAGCCGGGGGGCAACAGCAGCUAACUGUGACUCUGAGGACGAUGAUACCACCACUCUUUGCUUGCAAGCUCGCAGGCCCAAGCAGCGACACGCUUCGGCGGAGGGCCUCCUGAGCAGCAAGCAACAGGGGCCUUGGAAGGUACACACUCAGAUUGACUACAUCCACUGCUUGGUUCCAGAUCUGCUACAGAUCACAGCACUUCCCUGCUACUGGGGUGUGAUGGACCGUUAUGAGGCUGAAGCCCUGCUGGAUGGUCGGCCCGAGGGAACCUUUCUCCUGCGAGACUCGGCUCAAGAAGACUACCUGUUUUCCGUUAGCUUCCGUCGCUAUGGCCGUUCGCUGCACGCACGCAUUGAGCAGUGGAAUCACAACUUCAGCUUUGAUGCACACGACCCUUGCGUGUUCCAUGCAGCCACCGUCACGGCACUCUUGGAACACUACAAGGACCCUAGCGCUUGCAUGUUCUUUGAGCCAUUGCUCACUGUGCCUCUGCACCGGACCUUCCCAUUUGGCCUGCAAAGCCUGGCUCGAUCAGCCAUUUGCAAUGGGAUCACCUACGAUGGCAUCGGGGCACUGCCAAUGCCCCCUGCUCUGCGGGACUACCUCAGGGAGUAUCACUAUAAGCAGAGGGUGCGCGUACGCUGGCUUGAGAGGGAGCCAGUCAAGGCCAAGUGAGGCAGGGCAGAUACUUCUCAGCUCUCCAACAGGAGUAGUCCAUUAAGCACUUUGCAGAGGUGGAGGAAUUCAUUUUUUUUUUUUGUGGAGGGGAAAGGGUUAAAAGGAGGGACCUGAAACUGAACACUAUAAAAGCUUCUAUCAUUUUUUGCUAUCACUCUAACAAACAAAGAAUUUACAUAUACAGUGGCUCUCCAGUGUGCACAUUUCACUACAGCUUCUGGACUAGGAAGAAGCAGCAGAGGUCUUAGUCUCCUUUUUCCUUCUCCCUCAGUUCCCAUGGCUGUGGGGGAAUCUGCAGAUACAGAUAUUUUCAUGCCCCUCCACUCUUUCACUGCUUGACUAUGUGGUUUAUAGCCAUUUCACUUUAUUUGUGUUGUACCAUUCACCUGUUUUUAAUUCCCUUGCAUUAAAUAUGCAUUGUUAAUGUUUAUUCAAAGUAACAUUGCGGACAAAUUGAGGGGAGGGGAAAUGAAGGGUGAUGUUCAAAUAUUGCUUUCCCAGCUUCUUUCAUCAUCCUUAGCUUUCAUGGUGCUCUGUCAGUGGUUCCUAUGGUAACAUUCUGCGCUCAUUCCGUUGUUAAAGGGGGGAAGCAUUCUUGAGCAGGACACAGAAAGGCUUUCACCCUGCUCAUUGAGAACGAGACGGAGAAAUCCAUGAAAGAAAGAUUGACCUUAAACUAUGCGUCCAGACAGCUUUUGGGAAUGCGUUGCAGUGGAGAGAAAGGUUCUGUGGCGUUCUGCUUCCGGGAAGCGAUAAGAUAAGGAUGAUAUGCACAACGUGACGCGAUGUGAUGUGAGAGCGCUUGGUUUUCAAAAAAUAUAGUUACUCACACUCUGCGUUCUGUUGCUGUCCAAAUGUUUUGUAAUCAUUAAUUCCUACCACUAAUUGCACAGGGGGGGUGACUAAUUCUGUAUACUGUCUUUUUUUUGUAUUGUUUUGAAUGGUCUAUCAGUGCCCUGGAAGUUGGGCACUGGUUGAGAGCACUUUAACUUAACUGUGCUUACGUUAAUGGGUGAAGCAGAGGCAAUACAUAAACAUGCUACACUGGGACCAUUGUUUUUAGGCAUAAACACCCUCCUAUAUAGGAAUAAACACUCUACGUUCACUUUGUCUAGUCCAUAUUGUUCUAGAGAGGACAGAGUAAGUUUUGAGGUGACCCCAUCAGUGCCAUUGGAUUUGGUUCAAGCUGGCUUGUUUAGCUUGAUUUUGGGAUGAUUUAAUAAUUGAUUAAAGGGAUAGUUCACCCAAAAAUGAAAAUUCUGUCAUUGAU
Messenger RNA from Sinocyclocheilus grahami, 3226 nucleotides. RefSeq names its product suppressor of cytokine signaling 5-like. The coding region runs from base 367 to 1953 and encodes 528 amino acids. Gene Ontology annotation, cellular component: phosphatidylinositol 3-kinase complex. Gene Ontology annotation, biological process: intracellular signal transduction; phosphatidylinositol phosphate biosynthetic process. Gene Ontology annotation, molecular function: 1-phosphatidylinositol-3-kinase regulator activity. The transcript has 2 exons. The record is from RefSeq and is a predicted model, not a curated record. Lineage: Eukaryota; Metazoa; Chordata; Actinopteri; Cypriniformes; Cyprinidae.